Molecule: messenger RNA, 2024 nt
Organism: Micropterus salmoides (largemouth bass)
Lineage: Eukaryota; Metazoa; Chordata; Actinopteri; Centrarchiformes; Centrarchidae
Gene: mybphb
Product: myosin binding protein Hb
Exons: 13
Coding region: 58-1605 (515 amino acids)
Molecular function (GO): protein binding
Source: RefSeq, a predicted model, not a curated record
GCAUUGGAUCCAGUUUUAAGGACUUAACAGAGGUGGGAUUUAGCUGCAACCUCCAACAUGCCGUCCAAGCCUGCCCCAAUCAAGAAGGCGGCUAAGAAAGAACCCGCCAAGAAGGAGGAGGAGAAGGCUCCAGAGCCGGCCCCUGCACCCGCCCCUGAGGCCGCACCAGAGGCCUCCCCUGCACCCGCUGAGGGCGAAGCUGCACCUGCUGAAGCGGCCCCUGCAGAGGGAGAGGCCCCUGCUGCCCCGCCAGCUGAGGAGCCCAAACCACCCACCCCUCCACCCGCAGAUGCUGAAGCUGCUGAAGCGCCUGCACCAGAGGAGCCUAAAGCACCCACACCUCCACCACCUCCACCCAAAGAGCCCACAAGUGCUCCACUAGAUCUGUUUAUUGAGGAUAAGAAUGACACUUCAGUUACAAUCAUUUGGAGCCAGCCAGAGACCAUUGGACCAACUGGUCUGGAUGGAUACACCAUUGAAGUGUGCAAGGAUGGAACUGAGGACUGGAAAGCAGUCAAUGAGGAUCUGCAGAAGUCCUGCCGCUAUGUUAUCAAGAACCAGACCACCGGUGACCGUCUGAAGAUCCGUGUGGUGGCUGUGAAUGCUGGUGGCCGCAGCCCCCCUGUCGCACUCCCCGAGGCUGUCCUGGUGAAGGAGGUCGCUGAUCGUCCCAAGGUCCGCUUGCCUCGUUUCCUCAGGCAGAGAUACGUCGCUCAAGUUGGAGCUAAGAUCAACCUGACCAUCCCCUUCACAGGCAAACCCAAACCUGUGGUCACCUGGACGAAGAAUGGGCAGCCUCUGGACACAAAGAGGGUGAACAUCCGCAGCACUGAGAGAGACAGCAUCCUGUUUAUCCGUGCAGCUGAGAGAGAUGACUCUGGAGUAUAUGAGAUGUGCCUGAAGGUGGACGACUUCGAGGACAAGGCUUCACUCGUCCUUCAAAUUGUCGAGCUGCCAGGGCCUCCUGCCAGUGUAAAGAUUGUGGAUACCUGGGGCUUCAAUGUUGCUCUGGAGUGGACUCCACCCACCGACAACGGAAACACAGAAAUCACAGGUUACACAAUCCAGAAGGCCGACAAAAAGACUGGAGACUGGUUCACUGUGUUGGAGCAUUACCAUAGACUGAAUGCCACCAUCUCUGACCUCAUCAUGGGCAACACCUACAAGUUCAGAGUGUUCUCUGAAAACAAGUGUGGGAUAAGUGAGGACGCUACUGUUGCAAAGGAGGAGGCUAAGAUCUUGAAGACAGGUAUUGAUUACAAGCCUCCUGAAUACAAAGAACACGACUUCAGCGAGCCUCCCAAGUUCACCACGUCUCUGACUGACAGAGCCACCACUGUUGGCUACAGCACCAAGCUGCUGUGCUCUGUCAGGGGAAGCCCAAAGCCAAAGGUUAUAUGGAUGAAGAACCAGAUGAUUAUUGGAGACGACCCCAAAUUCAGGCAGAUCUGUGUCCAGGGUAUCUGCUCUCUGGAGAUCCGCAAGCCUGGUAACUUUGAUGGUGGUGUGUACUCCUGCAAAGCCAAGAACGAUCUCGGAGAAGCAACUGUCAGCUGCAAGCUGGAAGUCAAACAGCCGGUGGUUGCAGAUGCUGACAAGAAAUAGGUCAACAUUCACAUUCUCACAGGAGCAGAAGGAAUGAGGUCUUUGCGGCAUAAGGAAGGCACUUGGUUCCUGGAAGAACUUGUAUAUAUGGCUGCUGACCACACUACCAAAGGGUUGUUGCCUGUGACCUCUUUCUGAGCGGUAGCCUGUGUUAUGAUGAACAAUUGUUGUGGCUUUAUUCCUUUAUCACUACAUUAUUAGGUCCAUAUCCAUGUCCACAAUCAGCUUUUUCCCCAACAAUUCUCCCACACAGUCUUUGGUAACUAAAUCAUCACAUGUUCCAAAUACUGUAACUCCCUAGUUCAUCAAGUGUAACUAGGUGUACAUCAAGAAUUUUACAACAUGAAUUUACAGUUCCUCAUAGGAGAACUACAUAUAACAUCUAUGUGUUUAUAUCAAUAAAUAAUUUAAUUUCUGGU